This is a messenger RNA of Glycine soja, 2193 nucleotides long. Its product is annotated as B3 domain-containing protein Os01g0905400-like. NCBI's taxonomy places the organism in Eukaryota, Viridiplantae, Streptophyta, Magnoliopsida, Fabales, Fabaceae. The transcript is spliced from 9 exons. The record is from RefSeq and is a predicted model, not a curated record. The coding region runs from base 208 to 2049 and encodes 613 amino acids. Gene Ontology annotation, molecular function: DNA binding.
UGACUGCUGAUUGACAUGCAGGGCAUUCUCUCUCUCCUUUCCUUUGGGUUCUGCUAGCUUCUCUCGUGCUUAGCUACUAGCUUGCUUGUUGUUCCUGCAAUUUUUUUUUUUUUUAAAAAAACACACGAAGUGUUAAGUUGGGGCUUUGCUUUUUGUGUGAAGGAGAGAAAAUUUGAGCACUGAGUUGAUGAGAAGAGAGAAACUAUAAUGUGUGGCGAGAGACAACGAGUUUCUGCUUGUGCUGCCUGCACCAACAACUGUCUACUGUUCCACAAAACAAAACAAACCUCACCUACCUCUUUCUUCAAGCUCAUCACUAAACGAGAACAUUUAACAACUUUGUAUAUCCCUCCUGCUUUUAGUAGUACUGUGUCAGACUUGGUUAAUAAGAAAAUUGCUCUCAAUGAUUCAAGUGAGCGGCAAUGGAAUGUAAAAGUAUCAGGGUUUAAUGGUUCUUUUGCUUUCAUGGAAGGAUGGAGUACUUUUUCAUUGAAUCAUGGGGUUAAAGUUGGAUAUCUUCUGGUAUUCAAUUACGUUAAGGAUUUGCACUUUGAUGUCAAGAUCUAUGAUCCAUCUGCUUGUGAAAAGCUUAAUUUUCCUAAAACAAGAAAUCAGAAGAAAAGAAGUAGGGGGAGAAGUGGCUCUCCAGUUAGAGAUUGUAUGUUGGUUGGUCAAGAAUCCAAUGCCUUAGUUGUCACCCAACAUUAUGUGCCGAAAAUGAAAAGCCAGCGCAGUGAGGUUGACUUAGUAGUACGAAAAAAUGGUGAAGAGAGUGGCCAACUUAUGUGCAUAUCAGAACUCCAUGAAGACCCAUGUUAUUCGACAAGCCUAGAAUUUGACCAGAGCCAUGGUGUUAAUGGGACCAUGAAAAUUGUGAAUGGAGAUUUAAAAGUUUCUAAUGUUGAUUACGGAUCUCACAUAUUUGAAAAUGAUGCAAUCGUAUGUAGUAAAGAUACUAUGUUUGAAGGGAUAUUCAGUAUGGCAGCUGCCUUAGAUAUAUCUGAAUUUGAAAUGUCUGGGAGAAGUACUUCUCUAGGUGAGGCAGACAAAAGCACACAUGACAAGACUUCAACUUUGAAUAUUGAAGAAAACAAAGAGAGCAAAGCCAUCAUGUACAGCGGGGAAGCUCAAGAGUGCCAAUUUUCCAAUGUCUUAGAAAGUGAUCAGGCUGCAAUAUCCAAAAAGGAACCUGCUUUGCAUAUUGAUGGUUCUUGCAAUACCAAAAACAAGUUCAAUGAGAUCUCAAAUCACUUAGAUACUUAUAUCCACAAUGGUGAAAUGAAGAAAUUGCCUGUGGACAAGACUCCCAAACUGUACAGUUCCGUGGAUAAAUUGAAUGUAACAGGGUUGCCAAAGGAGACUAAGGGAAAGUUGGAUCACUAUUCUGACCCAUUUAAUCAAGAUAAUGAGAGUCACUUUAAAACUGCACCUCCUCUCAUGUCCAACGGGGAAGCUCAAGAGUGCCAAUUUUCUGAGGGCUUAGAAAGUGAUCAAGCAGCAAUAUCCAAAAAAGAACCUGCUUUGCAUAUUUGUGGUUUUAGUGACACCAAACAGAACUUCGAUGGAAUCUCAAAUGACUUAGAUGGUCAUAUUUACAAUGGUGAAAUGAAGAAAUUGCCUAUGGACAUGACUCCCAAAUUGUGUGGUUCCAUGGAUAAAUUGAAUAUAACAGAGUUGCCAAAGGAGAUUAAGGACUCUGACAUAUCUAAUCAAGAUGAUGAGAGCCACUUUAAAACUGCACCCCCUCUCUCCUGUGUGGUGACCAAUGAUAAUGAUAAUGUUUCCCUUAAAUUGCCCGAAUACCUGCCUUUGACUCGCAGGGUAAAACCAUUCACGCAUAAGAAGAUGGUAGUGUUACUUCGGGAUUCACAGAUGAGAUUGUGGCCUGUCUUUUACCAUGAACAACCUCGGUUACUGACACAUGGAUGGUUAGAUUUUAGCAGAGCUAAUAACAUUCAACCUGAAGAUGAGUGUAUUUUUGAGGUUGAGCCUGACCCUGAGAGCAGGUAUCAACGUAUCUUAGCUGUAAGUAUAGUCCACAAGUCAUGAUGUUAGUUAGUAGUACAGAGAUGCAUUGCAGUGUUUUUUUUUUUUUGCCUACAGUACAUCCUAGGCUCCUAUACCACAAUGACUUCGCGGCAAUGAAAAACUGGCUUCUAUUUUGAAACCUCUAUUAUUCUUGUUCUUGUUUUA